Paramecium tetraurelia is the source of this 1239-nucleotide messenger RNA. RefSeq lists its product as uncharacterized. Gene Ontology annotation, biological process: protein stabilization; cellular response to heat; protein folding. The transcript has a single exon. Gene Ontology annotation, molecular function: ATP binding; ATP hydrolysis activity; ATP-dependent protein folding chaperone. The record is from RefSeq and is a predicted model, not a curated record. Lineage: Eukaryota; Ciliophora; Oligohymenophorea; Peniculida; Parameciidae. Gene Ontology annotation, cellular component: cytosol; plasma membrane; perinuclear region of cytoplasm.
AUGACAAAGAAUGACCUAAUUUCCAAUUUGGGCACAAUAGCAAAAUCAGGAACAACUCAAUUCAUCGAGGCAAUCAAAGGUGGAAAUGUAAAUUUGAUUGGUCAAUUUGGUGUUGGUUUCUAUUCAUGCUUCUUGGCAGGACAGAAGGUUACUGUUGCAUCAAAGAACUCAGAUGAUGAUUAAUACAUUUGGGAAUCUCAAGCAGCUCAUUCAUUUGCUGUAUCUAAAGAUCCAAGAGGAAACACUUUGGGUCGUGGUACUUAAGUCACUAUUCAUUUGAAAUAAGAUGCAGUAGAAUUUGCUGAAGAAUCUACAAUUAGAGAGUUGAUCAAAAAGUAUUCUGAAUUUAUCAAUUUCCCAAUUUACUUGAAGGUGACAAGAGAAGUUUCAAAGUAAGUAGAGGAGGAAUCAGAAUAAUAAUAGGAUCAAUAAGAUCAAUAGGAUUAGACAGAUGAUGAUGAAGUCAAAGUUAAAGAUGAUGAUGAUGAUGAUGCAGAUACAAAGAAGAAGGCUACUAAAACAAUAAAAGAGAAGGUGUCUGAGUGGGUGUAAGUGAAUGAAAAUAAAGCUAUUUGGUUGAGACCAAAGGAAGAGAUAUCAGAUGAUGAUUAUAAGAAAUUCUAUAAAGUCUUGUCUAAGAAUUCAGGUGAAGAUCCAUUCAACUGGGUUCAUUUCAAAGCAGAAGGUGAAGUUGAAUUCACAUCUCUUAUUUAUGUUCCAAAGAGAGCACCCAGUGAUAUGUUCGAUAAUUAUUAUGGAAAAUAAACUACAAACUUGAAAUUGUAUGUCAGAAGAGUUUUGAUCAGUGAAGAAUUCGAAGAUAUUCUUCCAAGAUAUUUAAGUUUUGUUAAAGGUGUGAUUGAUUCUGAUGAAUUACCCUUAAAUGUCAAUAGAGAAACACUUCAAUAACUUAAGAUGUUGAAGGUCAUCAGUAGAAAGAUUGUUAAGAAGAUCUUGGAAUUAUUCUAAGAUGCUGCCUCCUAUGAUGAUGAAGAUGAGGAAGAUACUGAAGAAGGUGAAGAGGAUGAUAACAUGGCUGAAACUACUCCAGAAGAAUAAUAAAGAUUGAAGGAUGAGAAGAGAAAGAAGAAGAUCGAUGAGUACAAUGAAUUCUGGAAGGAAUAUGGAAAGAAUAUCAAGUUGGGUGUCAUUGAAGAUUCAUCAAACAGAUAGAAAUUGGCUGAAUUAACAAGGUAUCAUUAUUAUUAUUACUAUUAUAUGAAAUAUGUUAUGCAAUGA